AUGGAGGACGAGGAGAUGGAGAGGAAGGUGCAGCAGUACCUGCACCGCAAGGGCUUCCGCCUCACCGAGCUCGCGCUGCAGGAGGAGCGCAACCGCCUCUCCACCACCUCCCUCUCCGACGUCUCGCUCUCCAGGCCGGAUAACGACCCAGCAAGAUACUAUGAUGGCUACAACAAGCUAAGAUCAUGGGCAUACAAUUCUCUGGACCAAUACAAGCAUGAAUUACUCCGUGUCCUUUAUCCAGCGUUUAUCCAUUGCUUCAUGGAUCUAGUGUCAGAGGGGCAUACACUAGAAGCUCGGCAAUUUUUCCUUAAAUUUCGGGAAGAUCAUGAACUGAUGCAUUCAAGGGAUCUCCAAAAGCUGGAAGGCACUCUUUCUCCUUUGCAUUUGGAGGAAAUGGAUCUGGCCCAAUCUUUAAGGGAAAAUAAAUUCAGAAUUAAAUUAUGUGAGUAUUCAUAUGAAUUACUUCUCCAGUAUCUCCAGAAAACACAAGCUCUCGUGAUGCUUGGAAUAAUCAAUGAAAGAAUAAUUUUUGAAUCCGCUGGGCAGCCUUCAUUGAUCUCUGAUGAUGCGGAUGUUGUUGCUCUGGUUGGAACCAGUAAGGACUUGGCAAAACAGAUAAAUCAGAAGGAAGUGCAUUGGGGGUUGCUUGAAGAUUCAGUUGAGGAGCGCAUGGAGAAAGCACUCUCAGAUUCUGAUAGAGCUGAAGCAGAAAGCAAGGAUGCAGAUGCAGAAGAUAAUAACAAGAAAAAAUCCUCAUUAGGUGGAAAGCAGGGCGGUCCUCUUAACAAAAAGCUCAAAAAGGAUAAGCUUGUAGGCGCAACAGGAAAAAAUACGAAAUCCGAAACAAGCAUGAUUUCUGCAGCACCUCGUGUGAAACCAGAGCUAACCCUUCCAGCGGCGCCUGUUGAAGUUGAACAAUCAAUUCUUGAGGACCUGCGGAACCGUGCACAAUUGAAUAACUUGGCAUUGCCAUCUGUUAGCUUCUACACAUUCCUUAAUACACAUAACGGAUUAAACUGCUCAUCGAUAUCAAACGAUGGAUCUUUGAUAGUUGGUGGGUUCUCAGACUCAUCAGUGAAGGUUUGGGAUAUGGCAAAGAUUGGUCAACCAGCCAAAACAUCUAGUUCACAAGGAGAGAAUGGAUCUUCACAGGACGAGCGCUUGUCAUCAACAUCUGAGGGGAAAAGACCGUAUACAUUAUUCCAAGGUCAUUCUGGACCAGUUUAUUCCGCUGCCUUUAGUCCAUUUGGAGAUUUUCUCCUGUCAUCAUCUUCAGAUUCAACAAUUCGGCUAUGGAGUACCAAGUUGAAUGCCAAUCUUGUUUGUUACAAAGGACACAAUUACCCGGUUUGGGAUGUCCAAUUUAGUCCAGUCGGCCAUUAUUUUGCCAGUGCCUCGCAUGACAGGACUGCUCGAAUAUGGUCAAUGGAUAAAAUCCAACCUUUGCGGAUAAUGGCUGGGCAUCUUGCUGAUGUUGAUUGUGUGCAAUGGCAUGUAAACUGUAACUACAUUGCCACCGGCUCUAGUGACAAAACUGUAAGGCUAUGGGAUGUUCAAACUGGUGAAUGUAUACGGAUGUUUAUUGGUCAUAGGAGUAUGGUCUUGUCCCUGGCAAUGUCUCCUGAUGGCCGAUACAUGGCCUCCGGAGAUGAAGAUGGGACCAUCAUGAUGUGGGAUCUCUCUACUGGUCGCUGCGUUUCACCACUAGCAGGACACAACUCUUGUGUGUGGUCACUUGCUUUCAGCUGCGAGGGAGCAUUGCUUGCAUCUGGAUCAGCUGAUUGCACUGUUAAACUCUGGGAUGUCGCGUCCAGCACAAAGGCCCUGAAGAUGGAUGACACCAAGGCUGGUUCUACGAACCGACUGAGGCUGCUGAAAGCUCUCCCUACAAAAUCGACUCCUGUUUAUAACUUGCGGUUUUCUCGGAGGAAUCUAUUGUUUGCGUCUGGCGCUCUCUCGCUAUAG
Triticum turgidum subsp. durum (durum wheat) is the source of this 1968-nucleotide messenger RNA. The record is from the annotation of a GenBank genome assembly. NCBI's taxonomy places the organism in Eukaryota, Viridiplantae, Streptophyta, Magnoliopsida, Poales, Poaceae.